Messenger RNA from Plodia interpunctella (Indianmeal moth), 1583 nucleotides. RefSeq names its product mitochondrial 2-oxoglutarate/malate carrier protein-like. Bases 273 to 1166 code for a protein of 297 amino acids. Gene Ontology annotation, molecular function: transmembrane transporter activity. NCBI's taxonomy places the organism in Eukaryota, Metazoa, Arthropoda, Insecta, Lepidoptera, Pyralidae. The record is from RefSeq and is a predicted model, not a curated record. The transcript is spliced from 6 exons.
UUUUGCGCUUCAUGACAUCUGUCCAUCGUUUCAACAAUUUCAAUCGAAAGGUCAAAGAAGAAAUAUUUUUACAACGCUCUAUUUACAGAGGACACAAAAGAGAUGUAUUGCGAUUUUACUUUAUCAGAAUCAGAAUAUAAACAUUAAUCAGAAUUUAAUUUAGAACUAAAGAAGUACAGAAUAGACGAAUUGUUCAAGAUUAUCAUAAUGAAUUUGAAAAUUAGAUCAAUCGUGUUGUUUUGUGAGCGUCAAUAAAUUGGUAACGAUUUAAUAUGACUAAGGGUAAACCCCCAGAGCGGUAUAUUCCAAAUAUCUUGAAAUUUGCCUUCGGGGGCUCUUCUGGCAUGUUGGCAACGUGUAUAGUACAGCCGUUAGACUUGAUAAAGACGCGGAUGCAGCUGAGCGGAGGAAAGCGGUCGUCGUUUAGCGUUGGCUCGGAGAUCGUCACUAAGGAAGGCUUCAUGGCGCUCUACUCGGGGCUGUCCGCAGGCCUCCUUCGACAGGCUACCUACACUACCACUAGAUUGGGUGUUUUUAAUUACUUUUUUGAUACUUACAAGGAGACCCAAGGUAAAGCGCCAGGUUUUGGGACAAAAACCCUGAUGGGCGUGGGUGCUGGGUCCAUCGGCGCGUUCGUGGGCACCCCAGCCGAGGUGGCUCUCAUUCGGAUGACGGCAGACGGGAGACUGCCCAAGGAUCAGAGGAGGAACUACAGAAAUGUCGCUGAUGCCUUGAUGAGAAUAGUAAAAGAAGAGGGUGCACUAAAACUCUGGCGAGGCGCUACGCCGACAGUAAUCCGCGCUAUGGUGGUGAAUGCGGCGCAACUUGGCACCUACCAACAGGCUCGUGAGAUGUUCCUAGCGGUGGUGCGCGACGGCGUCGCGCUGCACUUCUGCGCGUCCAUGGUGUCCGGCCUCGUCACCACCAUCGCGUCCAUGCCUGUGGACAUCAUUAAAACUAGGAUCCAAAAUGCCGCGAAAGGGCAAAGCCAGUUGUCCGUAGUAACCAACCUCCUGCGUAACGAAGGAUUGUUUUCAUUAUGGAAGGGUUUCCUCCCGUACUACGCCCGACUCGGCCCCCACACAGUCCUUACUUUCAUAUUCUUGGAACAAAUGAACGCUGCUUACUUUAGGCUCACUGAACCAAUGCCCACUAAGAAAUUAUAGGUUAUAAUUAUCUAUACACUGGGUGAUUUUUAUACUGUGGCAAUAUUUUGUCUACAAGGUCAAUCCGCUGUUCCAUAUAAAAUCCAUAUAAAAUACCUAAUUGGUCCGCAGAUCAUUUUUGCGGUUGCUCCCAUACGAAAAGUUGUCCAGUAUCAUGGACUAUACGAGACAAAAUAUAGCAUACGUAUACGAAGUCACUACAUACAUUUAUUGUCACUAUGAUUGUAAUAUAAUCUAGUAUAUAUUACUUAAAAUACGGUCACUUACGUGUAGUUUAUACUCGGAGAUAGGUACACACUGUAGAUUAAAACUCUUUAGGAGAUCUUUCGCAACAAAAGUACGACUCGGAUUUUAUAUUCGUUAUUUUAUUUAAUUUUUAUACUUGGACCUACUAAUAAAAUUGAUAUUUUUGUAAUA